UGAUAUCUUAAACAAAAUGAUCUUAAUACAUGUUCCUGGUAGUUAAUUGUGUUGUGCAAGACCGAUAUAACCUAACAAAACCGCGAUCAAAAUGUAUAAUAUAUUAUGUUUGUGUUUCGUGAUUCUGUGUACCUUCAUGUCCAUGGAUGUUUGUAAUUGUGAAACGGAUACAUCGCCGAAAAUAAUCAUAGACAACGACGCAGGCGGGGACGAUGCUAUGGCAAUAUUUUUAGCAUUGUUAUAUGAGAAACAUUAUAACGGUUCAAAAUUAAUCGGUUUAACGACUGGAAACGGGAAUACAAAUGAAGACAACGUAUGUAGAAAUAAUCAGCGAAUACUUAAGGUUGCUAAAAGGCAAGAUGUCCCUAUAUACAGAGGUUGUAAAGAAUCGAUGGUGAUAACUCCUGAGGCCGGUGAUUAUUACGGCAAAGAUGGUUUGGGUGAUUCAGACGAGGUUGUCACUGGUUUAGUCGAUGCGAAAGAGCUUGGUGCAGUUACAGCUUUAAUUGAACUGUCGAAGACGUACGAAGGUCAACUGAACGUGAUAACUCUCGGUACUCUUACAAAUGUUGCUAUGGCUUUAAAUUUAGACCCCAAUUUCUUGAAUCGAUUAUCUCAACUAUACAUUGGUGCUGGACAUAUUCAUGAUGAAGCGACUCCAGAUCCAGAGUUCAAUGCACAAAUGGACGUGGAAUCUUACCACGUGGUGAUGAAACAUGCAACUCCUGAUAAAGUGACCGUUUUUCCUUUCUCACAAACAAUGCGUUAUUUGAAUUUUAGUCGAGAGUGGAGAGAAAACGUAUUAGGAGCAAUUGAUACUGAUAUAGUCAAAGCACAGAAUCGAUAUGAAAAAGUUUCACUGCAAAGAGGUGAUCGGUGGCAAGCUCUCGACCCGGCCACUGUUGCUAUUGCCUUGAAUCCUGAAUUGGUCGAAGAAUAUAGGUAUUCCAAGAACGAUAUAACAUUAUGUGGUAGCCAGCGAGGUAUCAAUACAAACGAAUUUGUGAAUAAAGAAGAUGCUAACGUAAGAAUUGCGUAUUCUGUAAAAACAGAAAAGUAUAGACAAUUUCUUUUAGACAUUUUUGCCCUCGAAUAAGCUAGAAUAGAGCUAGAAUUCAUAAGUUGUAAGAAAACUGUCGAUUUCUACUGUAACCUGAAAAAAAAAGUACAAAUAAAUUCAUUUCAGGCG
Molecule: messenger RNA, 1189 nt
Organism: Pararge aegeria (speckled wood butterfly)
Lineage: Eukaryota; Metazoa; Arthropoda; Insecta; Lepidoptera; Nymphalidae
Product: probable uridine nucleosidase 2
Exons: 8
Coding region: 92-1096 (334 amino acids)
Molecular function (GO): hydrolase activity, hydrolyzing N-glycosyl compounds
Source: RefSeq, a predicted model, not a curated record